CGAAUAAAAGUAUGUGCGAGCUUCAACUGUUCGAUACCACGCAGUUUUCCCCCGAGAAGCGCAUCUUGUUGGUUGUGCGGCGUCGUUUCUCAGCCUGUAGAAGCUCUUCUUUCAGCAUUUCAGUCAGUAAAUCCAGAAAACCUUCUGCAGCUCAACGAUUUGAUUUGAAACUCAUUGGAUCACGAAAGCAGUACACUGGAGACUGGAACAAGAUUACGAAAUGUUUAGAAUUUGUUCAGAGCCAUGACGAAUUCAGCGCCAGGAGUUGCUGAAAACACUAGUCGGAAGGGUCUUUCGUCGUUUCAGAUCUGCUCUUCCCAACCAGGCUUCAUUGAUCCGCCAAUACAAGACAUCUGCAAAUAUCUAGUAAAAGUCCGCUUUCAACCUCAACAAUCUGUUGCCAUUUAAAUUGUUUGUUUGAGCUUUGUUGCAAAGGAGCAUGUAAAGAGUUGUUAGAGAUCGAAGCGCAUGCAGAACCUACAGCAUGGUAUCGUUAUUGACAGAACUUAUAAGUGUGCACGGUGCAGCGUGUGUCAUUGCAAGUUUGUCCACAUUGAUAUUAGAUGCUAACUAGUACAACCUUAUAGGUAUGCACUAGUUCCGUGAGUUUAACUUCGAUGCCUCUUUCUUUUUUGUGUCUUUUUUGUUAAUGUUUACUUUGAACAUCGUGAGGUAAUCAUGUUUCAGUACCAUUUCCUGAGAUUCCAAUGUUGAUAUUGUCUACUUUUCAAUGAUAUGCAAAUUAUUCCAGUGUCAAGAGUGUCAUGCAGAUUUUUUUGGAUACGUCACCCCAUGGUGUUCCAUCGCCUUCAAUACGAGGAUACUCCAUUUUUCCUAGACUUAUUCAUGUAGCUUUCUUUGAAUGAUUAGAUCCACAAUUUAAUACGCAGUGAAAGAAUUCAAAGUUGUAAUCUCACAACCUGAACCGCUGGAAACAUGUGGAGUGCAUAUGGUAUGCAAGUAAUUGAGAUGUUAUCCCUGUAAGGCUCUUCGUUGUCAAAAAACAGAAAUUCUUAAGGUUCAAUUCUCGUUAUUGUUUGUUCACACAUGUUGGGAUUUGUUCCACCUAAUCAUUUAUUUCUUUUAGGUUGUGCGGAUCCCGCAGUUAGACCAUUCAACAUUGCAGAGAGUGUUGCGGGCUUUACAGAGGUGGUUAAAGUCUGUAUCCUGCCAUGAGACACCGGAACUUGAAGUUGUUCCAGUGUUGGCGAAGGUUUAUGAUACCUUGCUGCAGAAAGAUUACGGAAAAUCAGACGUGUCGAAUUCGUUAUUGGACAUUAUUUUUCUCGUCGAAGAUAUAAGUAAAGUCACUGGAGGUAAGGAGGCAUGUGGAACUUACUUCAUUUCUCGUCUUUUGGCGGUUAUACGAACGAAAUUAGCCUCCGUCAACCUUCGACGAGCGACUGUGGAGACUCUGUGUGUUCUCAUCACAAGAUGUCCUGCAAACCAACGAGCUCUUUUGGAGCAAAGGGCCCACUGCUGCAGGCCAGCAUAGUGGAGAUAUCAUACCGGCUUUCUAGACAAGAUCCUGAGCUUAUUUGCUCUAUAAAAGACGAAACAUAUAAAUGUGCACUUCAAUCGUUACUUAAAGUAAGGCGACCAAAUCUCUUGCCUGAAAUUCGGAACCUCGUGAUGCUGGUGAACAACAACACGAGGCAAUUCCGAAGUGUCUACUCGCUCGAAAGUGAAUGGGUGAAAAUAAACGGUCAAAAUGUUACUACCGCAGAAGAAAGAUGGGUUGACUUUGGGAAAACACACUUCAGCUUUCAUGCUCUAUCUAAGACUGGCUCAGCUCAGGGUGCAGCAGCACCGGACAUGCUCGUGCCUUGUCAGGAGUAUAGUUGCUCUGAAAUCUUCGAUAUACUGUAUAUUGAUGUGGUGGGCGUUAGAGAAUCUACGCCCAAGCAGUUGGAGAUAACCGUCAAUGGGCAAACCAGUUUGCAGACAUCUGUAAAUGAACAAGCGCUGCAAAUCAAACGAACGCUUAUCCAAUUCUCGUUUGCAGAAGAAGACAUUCUUUUACUGGGAAAACACGUCUUGCCCAGGAUUCUUCCAAUGAGGACCAAAGCAGCCAACAUUAAACCCUGUAAGACGUCACAAGAUAUAUCAAAGGGAUGCAUCAUUCGGAAGUCUUCACAGGGCAUUAUCAUUCCUACGCAUGCGAGCAAGGAUGACGUCCGAGCGCAAACUGAACCAAGUGUCCAUUUACCAUGUGUCACCAACUGUAUGAAACCAGCCUCUUGUUCUAACGAAGUUCCACCGAAAAAUGCUUUAGAGGGAGAGAAUGAUGAGCCGAGGGCAAGUAAUCUGCAUCCGGAACAAACUUCUACUGUUGAUUGGGAGACUAGAGUAGACGAAAACCCUACGAAGAAGCUUUCAUCAUGCGCACAGAUAAUUGAGGAAGCUUUAUCAUUAUCAUUGUUCAACAGAAUUUCACCCGACCUGCAAUGCGAAGAUGUAAAAGAAACUAGUGUGGAGCUUGCGACUAACAUCAAAGGGCCGGCUGAAUUUAUAUCAAUGAAUAGUGGCGAUAUACUAUCUGCAGCCGAACUAUUACGAGAAGAAAUUCCCUUUCGUAUCUCACCCUCGAAGAAAGUGAAUGUUCAACUGAAGGGGGCAGGACCGAGUGGCACCUUGGACGUAUGCCAACAUCGUCGCUUGCGGAUGAAACCAAGUUGCAAUCCCCGACAAGGCAGCGAAGUCGGAAAAUUUCAAUCGCAAAACCAGGCUGUACCAGUAGUUCCUCAGAAAGGAGCCUAUUUGCGAAGACGCAAGCGCAACAUCGUUACCAGCACUGUUGAUGUUAAAUACUAUCAAGAAGAGAAAAAGCCAAGAAACCUUGUAAAAAAUAACGGCAAUCAUCAUUCUAGUGGCGGAAGUGGAUCAGAAAUAGGUCUAGAAUGUGAAGAGAAGAAAUCGAAAAGUUUUAGUAGACUGACAAAUAAUCAUCACGAAUCAAACAUUGAGAAGCUUGACGGGAGGGACGCUGUCAGUGUGCAGAAACUUGAUGAAGCUGUCAUAUCGAAUGUGACACAGUUAGGUUGUAAGCGACUUCACAGACUUACAAUGCACUCUCACAGUGUCGAGUCUGCCCAAAAGGGAAAUUCGGUAACGUUGUGUCUACCUACUGUACGUAACCAAACCAAUACUCGCAGUGAAUUCUCAUUCUCCGAAGCUACGCUGGGCUUAGAUUCACGAGGUGACAAUCGCAAACGAAGACGGUCAGAAACAGAAGCGGUGGUAAUAGGCCCCGAGAGAGAGCAAUUUGUGCUCGAUUCCUGUACCAGCAUCCGGAGAGCAGAUUUGUCCAUAGUGAAGCGUCAAAUAGGUAGGCCGAGAAAGGUAGAUACCAGGGCUUUAAAUCAUCAAGCAAUGGCAGACACUAAAUCUCACCAAGUAUAUUCAAACCCCUCACCAGAGGUUCAUCUAGACCAGCAACUUGAUGCAGCCGUAGCGAACGACAUCCAGAAAAUGAAUCCGAAGCUUGCACGGAAUUCAAAUACAACCACUCGAGAACAAGAUUUGAUGGCUUCCGCAGAAAAGGUUCAAACCGUCAAGCGUCCAAGGGGUAGACCGAGGAAGGUACUGGACUCUACAGGUAUGAGCCACCAAGCACUUCCAGACAGAAAACAUGACACCGUGUGCUCGCCUCCCACAUUGAAGGUUGCUCUAGAUUUGCAAUCGCACAGAGCAGUACUGGACAGAGAUAAGCAGGGAAUUAAGAUGUCUCCAGAUGCAUCUGAGAAGAGAGAAAUAUUUCCUGCCGUCAGUUUAAGAGAGGAAAAUCCAGCAGGCGAAAUUCAUGUUGUUGAACAAUCGAAAGCGAGUUCCGAUGAGGUAAUCCGGACGACACUAAGCAGUGAAAAUAUGAGGAUGUUUCAACGAUCGGGAACUGAAUGCGGAAAGAGAGCUGCAUUAUCAACAAGCGGAGGAACAUUGAAACUGAAAGAGAAUGAGAAAGUCUGCUCCAAAUUCGAAUCUCCAGUCAUGAGUAAAGGUCCUGCACUACCUUCCACAGGAAAUCCCGAUAUCCACGUCUUAGAAUCAUCCGACCAAAGGAAGGGACUUUCCUCUCAGAGAAACACACUGACGUCCAGCAACACUUCCACGCGGCAGAAUGAAGAGGUAACAAUUGACCACAGUUAUAUCCAUUCAAAUAUUUUGCCCGAUGAUGGGAAAGCCCAUGUCCAUGCACCGAAACUUGUUCACGUUGAUCAGGCAGAUGUUAAAAAUGACUCUCCUCUCGUAGACAAAACUCAUACAAGUGAUUCGUAUGACGAGGGGGACAGACCAAUUAAAAUACUGCAAGUAGAGCCUCCCGACGAUAAGAAUCUGAGUCCAAUCACAAUGAGAGGAUCAGGCCUCGUGUCAUCGGAAGCUAAAGUCCACGACCCUUGCGCAAUCACUCCACUUGUAGAUGCAGAAGAGUUCGAAUCUCCAGUUGCCGCCAGGGCAUACAAACCACGUGAUGGUUCGGAAACGAUAGAAAAAUCUCAGUUGCUCAGAGAUGAUGGACUGGGGUCAUCAAUCUGUACCCCUAACCUGAAUAAAAACAAUCCAUCGGCGAAAGUGGUUGCCAAAGAGAAAAGUCCUUCAUACUCGCUUGAAAGGUUGCCGGAAAAGAAUGCGGGAAACAAAUCGAAGGAAACCCACUUGUUGACGAAAGUAACAGAGAAUUUUGACCUCAAGAACGAGUGCAAAGCGGCUGAGAUGGAGAAAGAUGUUGACCUAUACUAUUCGACCCCUGUAUCAGCUGCUCGAAAACGAAGAAUUGCUGAACAUUCACCACCUGACUUAUCAAGCAGCAGCGGGUCAUCAUGCGGCAUGGCUUACAAAGGCAAAGCAGGUCGAAAACGAAGAACCUUUGCAGAUCGUGACUCAGUCUCCGAAUCUGAAGAUUGGGAGCGAGUUUUUAUGAGUAAUGCGCGAUCCAGAUCUGGGAUGAUUUCAUGCCCGGGAAAUGGAAACAAGAUUAAGAUUGCCGACUCCGUCUCACAUGCCCAUGAUAAGUUGCUACCAAGGGGGGAUCUGCCGAAGUCCAGGAAUCAACCAUCCAAGCGAUCUAAAGGCCCUAAAGUGAAAUUUACUAUUCCUUUGGCAGCUCAGCACAAUGACGGUGAUGGCAUGAAUUGCGUCAGUCGAGGGAAACCCGACCCAAUGUUCAGUUCAGAACUGUUUACCAGUAUGAUGUCUAAAGUUGCGGCCGGAUCCGACUCGGAAAACGAGGAUGAAGAUGGAUUAACUAGGUCGGUUAAGAUGGUCGAAAAGAUGCUGGAGAGUUUUCGGCGCAAGGUGGAGGUGCAAGUCAAGGAGAAGACGAACCAAGUCCUGGAUAACGUGUUGCAGGAUCUCAAGUCGGAAGUAGACUCUUUCAAUUCUCAAGUUCAGCAAGAUUUGGAUGAUUUCGUGAAUAUCUGCACGAGAAAGUUUGAGAAGCUUGAGGCGAAAAGGCAUGCACAUCUAGAGAAGGGAAGGAUAUGGCAAGAAAAGAUCGCUCAAGAGCUCAAAAUUCAUGUUCAAGAAUCGAAGGACCUCUUCUGCGAUGUAAAAAUUACUGAGGCUGAGCUGAAGGCCAUGGCCGAAAAGCGAAGAUCAGGGCAAAAGAGUACAUUAUGUCAGCUGCAAGAAAAAUUCCAACAGAACGUUGAAAAUGCCGGUAAAAAGAUAUGUGCAAUCAAAAAGAACGCCGAACAAUUACAUGGAUUGCGAGACAUCUUGAAGGGUUGGGUGUAGGAGUAUUCCCUUACAAACGGGCACAAGAUUCUUUAGACCAUGUCAGAGUUGGACUCGUCGACAAGAGCUGGUGCAUAGAGGGAAUGGGAUCGGACAGGAAAUCAGACGUUGUGAAAAGUUUCUAAGAGAAAAAAUUGCUGCUCAUAUACAGCCGAUUUUAGAAACAAACAGUAGCUUUUAAGUAUUUCCACAUGUACAGUGCACAAGUACUUUGGUGAACACAUUGCACACCAAAGUCUCAGACAUUAGCAAAACUCAUUGCUCAUGAACAACUGAGCAGUUUUUGAGCAAUUUUUGAAUUCCUGUUCAUCAAGCCCACAAUUACUUCCUCUCUGAGGAUCUCAGUGUUAGAAUAUUCAGUCAAUGAAAUCUGGUUAGGUCUUCGUCAUAA
Molecule: messenger RNA, 6124 nt
Organism: Physcomitrium patens
Lineage: Eukaryota; Viridiplantae; Streptophyta; Bryopsida; Funariales; Funariaceae
Biological process (GO): meiotic cell cycle
Source: RefSeq, a predicted model, not a curated record